AUGAAGUUUGAAGUGCAGGCCUUGACUGUGGUCUCCACUUCGCUAAUACCGUUGCUCUCUAUUUCUCUUAUGAAACACAAACUCCUAUCCACUUUACUUCUUAAACAGCACACCGACACAACGGCCGGACACCCGAUAGUGACAAUGAAUGUCCCGAAAUCUGUUUCCGAAGGCAGUGAUGUUCAGUUGUCGUGUUUGCACGAGUUGUACAACACAUCCCUGUAUUCGUUGAAAUGGUUUCAUAGAAAAGAUGUCUAUUCAGAGGAACGGGAGUUCUUCCGAUACACUCCGCGAGCAAAACAAGUUAAACAAGUGUUUCCAUUGCAAAACAUUAACGUUAACUUAUAUAAAUCGAUGGGCGAAACGGUAUCUCUCGAUAAAGUGAGCGCAAAGGCCAGCGGUCUCUACAAAUGUGAGAUCACUUUAACGGAAAUCAGUCACAAACCAUGGGAUGAGAAAUAUAUGACCGUCUCGGCAGCUAACCCUCUAUCUCAACACAUUAAAGAGACAACAAUAAUGAAAACCUAUUCCAAUAAUAAUGUGGCCAAUCUUUUUGAGUUGUAUUCGCGCUUUUAUUAUACUAUUUGCAUAUACAUUCAUUCUGCCCCAUCCCACUCCUCUCCCGCCCAUCUCGCACCCAACCUAUAA
Molecule: messenger RNA, 648 nt
Organism: Medioppia subpectinata
Lineage: Eukaryota; Metazoa; Arthropoda; Arachnida; Sarcoptiformes; Oppiidae
Source: the annotation of a GenBank genome assembly